Caenorhabditis briggsae is the source of this 861-nucleotide messenger RNA. RefSeq names its product Protein CBR-ELO-9 (gene Cbr-elo-9). The record is from RefSeq and is a predicted model, not a curated record. Gene Ontology annotation, biological process: fatty acid elongation, polyunsaturated fatty acid; fatty acid elongation, monounsaturated fatty acid; fatty acid elongation, saturated fatty acid. The transcript has 5 exons. Lineage: Eukaryota; Metazoa; Nematoda; Chromadorea; Rhabditida; Rhabditidae. Gene Ontology annotation, molecular function: fatty acid elongase activity. Gene Ontology annotation, cellular component: endoplasmic reticulum membrane. The coding region runs from base 1 to 861 and encodes 286 amino acids.
AUGUCAGCAGAAGUAUCAGAAAGGUUCAAAGUGUGGACCGGCAACAAUGAGACCAUCAUCUACUCACCAUUCGAAUACGAAUCCACGUGGCUCAUCGAGUCGUGGUGGGACGAUUUGACAAUGCACACCUUCUUCAAAAAUCACUGGUUCAAAUCGGUGUAUCUAUCACUAGCCUAUGUUAUUGCCACAAAUCUAUUGCAAAAAUAUAUGGAGACGAGGAAACCAAAAAGUAUGCGUCCCCUUCUCCUUGCCUGGAACGGAUGCCUAGCAGUAUUCAGUAUUAUGGGCACGUUGAGGUUCGGAAUCGAAUUCUACGAUGCUGUAUUCAGAAGAGGAUUCAUCGACUCGAUCUGUUUGGCAGUGAAUCCAAAAUCGCCAUCAGCAUUCUGGGCAUGCAUGUUCGCUCUAUCGAAAAUCGCCGAGUUCGGAGACACCAUGUUCCUAGUGCUCCGAAAAAGACCAGUGAUUUUCCUUCACUGGUACCAUCAUGCAGUGGUUCUGAUUCUUUCUUGGCAUGCUGCCAUCGAACUCACCGCACCUGGCCGCUGGUUUAUCUUCAUGAACUACUUGGUUCAUUCCAUCAUGUACACUUACUACGCAGUCACUUCCGUUGGAUACCGUCUUCCAAAAUUAGUUUCAAUGACAGUUACUUUUUUGCAAACACUCCAAAUGCUCAUUGGCGUUUCAAUCUCGUGCAUUGUCCUUUAUUUGAAGCUUAAUGGAGAGAUGUGCCAACAAUCCUACGACAAUCUUGCCCUCAGUUUUGGAAUCUAUGCCUCCUUCCUUGUCCUUUUCUCCAGCUUCUUCAACAAUGCCUACCUGGUCAAAAAGGACAAAAAGACAGCUGUGAAGCAAGAUUAA